CAGAAAAAUCACCUGGCAGGCGACAUGGAAUACGCAAAUAACAAAAAAUUAUUUAGUUCCCCCUGGGACCUGCAAGAGUGGGCAGCCUCGGACGAUCGCGUCCGCGGCGGCCACUCGACGUCAUGCUUGUCUCGCACGCCUCACGGCGUCCUCUUCCACGGAAAUCUUGACAUCAAAGCACUGGGCGGCGCGGGGUUCGCAUCGCAGAAAACCGUCAGCACUGAGAAGACCUGGGACCUGUCGGACUACGAUGGACUCGAGCUUGACGUGCAUGCCUGCGACAGCAAGCGUUACACCGUGGCAGUGACAGAUGAGAUCCCUGAGCGUCGACCUGACGGUCGCGAGCAGAGUGCCCUGAUUUGGGAGGUGGAUUUCUGCCCUAAAGAGAUGGAAAAGGUGGUCCGGGUGAAGUGGAGCGAGCUGCGACCGACCUAUCGAGGCAAGGAGGUGCCUGUUGCACGACCUUUGGACUUGAGUCGUGUGCGGCGGUUUCGGAUCAUGAUUAGGAGCUUUUUUGGUGCGCAGGAGGGCGCAUUCCAGCUGGAGGUGCGUUCUAUUGGGGUGUUUCGGGCGCUGUAUCAGGAUGAAGAAGAUACGGAGUACAUAGACGAGAAAAGCUGGGCUACGGAGGAAGGAGAGGAUGGCUUGCUAUGUGGAUGCUGUGGAAUCGUGUGAAAUUAUCUUUAUUCUUCUCCGGAAUACUAUUAGCAUGAUCACUCUCUGUGCGCAGUGAUCCGGCCCAACCCCGACCUAAAGAACAAUACUCUAUCCUGCAUGAAAUCAGUCAUACUCUACCCAAAAAGGGAGUGAGGAGCGUACCUGAAUCCACCCCGGCACGUAAUUCACCAACAACCACAUCAGCGUGGAAUUGGCACCCGUCCAAACCCUCCCCGACGUACCGUUGAUGAGCUUAUCUGCCACCUGGUCCGCAUAAUCCGUGGUAGGGGUCUGGAGAAAGGUCUCCACGCCACGAACGCGAGCAGUAAUCACCGGCUCGAUGGGUUUAUACCUAGACGCGGGAGGCAGGGACCAGGUGUUGAAGAAUGCCAGCGCUCGAGUCUCGACGGCCCCGGUGAUAAGAGACACGGUUUUGACGCCGAAUGGGGCGAGUUCCAGUCGAAGGGUUUCAGCCAUUAGGUCCAUGGAAGCUUUCGACGCAUUGUAGACGCCUUGCGGGGGUUACUAUCUGGACUUUAAUCUAAGAGGGUGGGGUACACACCCAUGAACGGUAGAUGGAAGUGGCCUGUAAUAGAGGUAAUGAAGCUCACCGUGCCCCGCGCCCGGAUCAGCAGUGGAGCGAAUGACUGCGUGACGGCGAGAGCGCCCCAGACGUUGGUCUCGAAGAGCUGGCGACAAGCAUCGGGGUCU
Molecule: messenger RNA, 1368 nt
Organism: Aspergillus candidus
Lineage: Eukaryota; Fungi; Ascomycota; Eurotiomycetes; Eurotiales; Aspergillaceae
Product: CIA30 family protein
Exons: 2
Coding region: 25-675 (216 amino acids)
Biological process (GO): NADH dehydrogenase complex assembly
Source: RefSeq, a predicted model, not a curated record